UAAGGAGUGUAUGCAAAGAAACAAUAAUGGUGGGAGGAGGAAACCUUCCUGUUUUUCCUUAAUAUGUGUGUUUUUUGUGCUCAGACUGUAUUUAAGAGGACAGGUUUAUGCUUUAGGAGUCAGAAAAAGGAUAUGUUUAAUGAUUCAGGUAUGUAGUGAAUUGAUAUAAAACAUAGAACCGGGUUGUUUUUGGAUCUAGCUAAAGGAAAACAGUUACGUCUUUCCACAAUGGCCUUGGAAGUGGCCCAAGGGUGUCAGCACACGUAUUACUGGGUUUCAGUCAUAUUGCUAGCAUUUAUGUUUACAAAAUAAUUUUUUGACCUGACAUAUCAAGUCAUCCGAUGUUUAAGUCUCACCCUUUUAAUAAACCGCAAAUAUUGUUUAUGAACAUACACACGUAUUUACUACAAAUUAUAACAAAUUGGUUCAUUUUGGUCCACAUAAUUUGUGGUUAAUGAUUACAAGCAUGUGCCUGAGUGUCUUGCCAAUAAGCAUUUCACUCAUUAAAAUCAUAGUAAUUCACACAUCAAUAUGAAUUCAAUAUUUAUAAUGCAUUAUACAGUAAAUGUAUUUAUUGCAUGUCAUAUAUAUCAGGCUUGUUUAUUUUUUCAUGCUUGGUCAAUCUCUGUAUAGUUGAUAAUGUGUAGUUAUAUUUACAUGCAUAUUGAGAACAUAAUGCAUUAUGUUUUCUGUUCAUAAAAUAAUGUAGAUACUGAUGUUAGUUUAUUUCAAUGUAUAAUACUUUUGGGGGGAAUCUGUAGUUUGAUAUCAUUUCACUUAUAAUGCUUAAUAAGUUGGAGAAAUAAAUAUUUGUGAGUAGUUAAAAUUUUCAGUAAGACUCAAGACAUGCUGGAAAGAUUGUAGCUCGUAGUCUACUCUCUAUGUGCGUAUCCCUUGGGAGCACGCAAUAAGUUACUGGGGAAAAAGAGGUCUGGUCUGAUCUGAUCUGAUCUGAUCAAAUCUUUUAUUACUGUUGUCACUGCAACCUCCAGUAGAAACAUUGAAAGGAAAAUAAAUGAACAAACUCUGAAGUUGUGUGACGAUAUGGCAUUAUGUGCUGUAACCUUGAACACUAAAUUCAUAAGAAUGUUUCCAGACUCACAGUGCUACAAUAAAGUUAAUAUUGCACUGGUGAAGUGACUAGUGAAACAAUAAUUGUAUUAUGACAGCUUGUAUAAAAACAGCUUGUCCAAAUAUUUUCGUGUGUGUGUGUGUGUGUGUGUGUGUGUGUGUGUGUGUGUGUGUGUAGACUCACAGUUGUGAUCAAGUGACUGAACUGCAAUAUAAACACAUCAAGUCUACGUAAUCUGUAUGUGUAUAAAUAGUGUGAAUCUUGAGCGUGAGGGUGAUCUUCCUUUAGCUGUAAUUGCUUCCUCUUUUAGUUACUUGAUUUUUAAUUCCUUCAGCCUGAAGAGGUGACCUGAUCUCCCCACUCUCAGCUGUGCCCACUCCUAAAGCUCAGCUUGUUCUUAGCCUACUGUAAUCUGAUCAGUUAGUUUUUCUAUAUGGCACAGGAAAAACACUCUGAAUCUGGACUCUACACCUCUAGCGAAUAUCUUGGUUUUGCCCAAGCAGAGAUGGAGAUUGAUGAUGAGCGACCAAUUAUUUCUUUAUCCAAGAGUUCCUAUGAUAUGGUUGACAGUCCUGCUCAGCGAAUGGAGCUACCCUGGUGCAGGCAACAUCUCUGUAAAAGUGUCACCAAUACAGGCUACACUCAGAGGCCUGCCAAUAGAGGAGGUUCUAUAACAGGCAAGCCUUCUCCUUUGGAGUUUGAGGAACAUAGUAUCUCUAUAGGUGGUGUUACCACCACUCCAGAGACUGUUAUGUUUCGUGAAAGAGCCACAAGGCCCUGGAGCAUCACUGAGAACUCUAAGCAGGUAUACAAUGCUGAAAGGUGUGCACCAUGUUCCCCGUUAAUGCACAGGGAUUUGAGGAUGGGCUAUUUAGAGGGCAGGGGGUCAUGUUGCCAGUGCCAUGCAGAGGAAAAACUGAAAGUUUGUAAUAAAAUGGUUUGUGGGAUGUUGUCUCCUGCUCUAGGCACCAGGCUCUGCCUUAGGAAUGCACACAGCCUUGCACAACAAGGGAUAGAUGAAAGAUUUUGUAUGCAGAGUCCCUUUAAAGGUGAAAGCCACCAUUUACCAGCAUGCAGGUCUGCAUGUGUUCAUAAUGCACCGAAUACUAGAUCCUUCAAAAACACUUGUCAUGUUGUGCCCUGUUCUGGACAUUUAUUAAAUCCACUAUCCUGUACAGGAAGUUCUUGUUUACAUGAAAGGUUACCUUGGAAUGGUUUUCCACCUCUAGUGUCCUCUGUCAGCGAGACAGGACUAAACAAUCGUGCUGCAGGUCACUGCUAUGGAGCUGAAGCGUGUGAAAAGAACAAUUCUACUUUCAGACAAGAACAAAGUAGACAGUCUGGGGUUGGUCAUCGAACUGUAAGAGAUGCCUGCAACAUGACAUAUCAAAAGGACUUCAGAGAAAUUGGUGUGCAAACCAUAUCUACAGAUUCCCUUAUUUCUCCUCUCUCUAAUGCUUUCCCUGAGAUCAGUAUGACAUUUUGUCCAGGUUUAGACACAUGUCCAGAUGGAGAGGAUGUGGAAACCAGGAUCUCGAUAAAGGAAGUAGAGUGGGAUGCAGAGGGAAUGACAUGGGAGGUUUAUGGGGCAGCUGUAGACCCAGAGGAGCUUGGCCUGGCCAUUCAACAUCAUCUAGAGCUUCAGAUCAAAGAAACAGCAGCUGCUGCUGCUCAGAAGAAAACAGCUACAGAGAAUAAUGGUGCCUCAAUCCAACAAAACAAUCGGGAGAGGAAGGGUGAAAGAGUAGUACGAUUACUUUGUGGUCCAGCUUGCUGCUCGCAUUCUACUGCUGUAGAUGACUAAGGAGUUCAAUGAAAUUGUAAGUGUAAGAGCAUGUAAACUGCCUUUGAUACUUCGCACUUUUUUAAUUAAUAUGAAAGAUUAAGCACCUGACAGGGUAUUCGUCUGUUCAUCCCUUAAAGUGCCAGUUUAUUUAUCAGUUAUUACUUUCAUAACUAUUAAAGGCAAGAUUUGGGACAUUUCCACUCAGGAACAUCUUUAUGGCAAUACUUGAAACUAGCAUACAUGUACAUUAUACCUGAGUAAAUUUAGACCUGAUCAAUGUAUUUGGGGGAAAAUGGAUAACUUCUUGGGGCAAUUGGCUAGGUCACAAUCUUGUAAAUAAAAUUAAAAAAGCCCUUUAAUAAACACAUAGAUGAUAUUAUCAUAGAGGAGAUUGAGUUCACAGUUAAUACCUACUCACUUUAAAUAUUGUAACCUACAGAUUAUGAUUAUAAAUAUGAUUACAUCUAUUAUGCUUUACAUGAUAACUGCUAGCGGAUAUACAUUUAAACUGCAUACAUGCAUCGUUUUAAACCAUAAAUAAGGUUGUAUUGGUAAGAUGUAAGAUAAUGGUGGUAGUGUUACAUACAUACUGUUAGGAAACCAAAUAUUAUAUAUUUUUUUAUGAAAACCUUAUUAAACCUUAAUUUAUAGUUCUCUUAUUUAGAAAAACAAAUUCUGAAAACCAUGUCCAAAUGUUAACUAGGUUGUUUCUCUUAAAACUAAUGUGCAACCUAAUUAAACUAAGCUCUGAAGAUAUUUAAAGUGUUAAUAUGAUUUAUUUUGUAAAACACACAUACAUCAACAUUCAAUUAGUCAGUAUUGCACUUAAACAAUUAAACCAUUUAGUGAGUCUCCUUACUAUUUAUUUUCCAUAGGAAUAUCCAGAUUCAAGGAAAGUGUUAGCAAAGCAUUAAUAUUUGAAUGGAACAUGGUUCAUUUAAAAAUAGAAAUGUGUAAAGCUGUAACAGGUCAUUAAUGAGGAUGCUUUUGUGUAUAAUGUGUGUAUGUGUAUCUUGCCAACUCUGGUGAAAUCUCAGAGUGCACUUAUAGCUUUAUUCUUUGCCCAAAGCAAAUCAUAUCUUUCUUUGGACCACAGCAUUGUGAUUCACUGUCAAUAAUCAUAAUAAAGUAAUGUAAAAAGUUUAAUAAAAAUGAUCUUAAUAUAUGUUAACAAAAGCUUUUGUCUGAAUAAUUGCAACAAUAAAUUGUUUGA
Silurus meridionalis is the source of this 4071-nucleotide messenger RNA. RefSeq lists its product as uncharacterized. Gene Ontology annotation, biological process: neuron projection development. The transcript has 2 exons. Bases 1506 to 2876 code for a protein of 456 amino acids. The record is from RefSeq and is a predicted model, not a curated record. NCBI's taxonomy places the organism in Eukaryota, Metazoa, Chordata, Actinopteri, Siluriformes, Siluridae. Gene Ontology annotation, cellular component: plasma membrane.